Molecule: messenger RNA, 2586 nt
Organism: Nasonia vitripennis (jewel wasp)
Lineage: Eukaryota; Metazoa; Arthropoda; Insecta; Hymenoptera; Pteromalidae
Product: venom laccase
Exons: 11
Coding region: 160-2034 (624 amino acids)
Biological process (GO): iron ion transport
Cellular component (GO): plasma membrane
Molecular function (GO): copper ion binding; oxidoreductase activity
Source: RefSeq, marked validated
AGAGUAUUGACCGCACUGCAAAACAGUGCAUCGUAUAGUAUAUCGCUUAUAUUAUAUCUCGAUAAGAUAAACAACCAGUAUUUUUUUCAAACUUGUAUGAUUAGUGCUGUUUGCGACAAUUAUUGAUCAGUUAAUCCCCCAAAGAUUAGUUUCAACAAAAUGUCGCGACUGGUUGCACUGAUUCUAGUACCGUCACUGCAAUUAUGCAUGUUAUUGAAUAUUACCGUUGCAAUAAACGACGAUCAUCCGUGUCAUCGAGAAUGCAACGACGAUACUGUACCCAUGACGUGUCAUUACAACUUUAUCUUAGACAUGUAUUCUUCUAUGAGUAAAGCAUGUGCCGAUUGCCCAUUUAAUUUAACGGACUGUUUCAAUCCAGGCUGCAUACCUGCUGAGGGUAAAAGGAAAGCAUUGUAUCUCGUGAAUCAGCAAUUACCUGGACCAGCUAUACUGGUAUGUAAAGGCGACCGAAUAAUAGUCGACCUAAAAAAUGAUCUUCUAACGGAAACGACGAGCAUCCAUUGGCACGGUCAACAUCUGCAAGACGCCCCGUUCAUGGACGGCGUGCCCUUUGUCACGCAGUGUUCAAUACCACCCGCUGGCCUGUUCCGCUACGAUUUUGUCGCCGAUUCGGCUGGCACGUUCGUGUGGCAUUCCCACUCGAAUGAUCAGCGUGGCGAGGGGAUGUUCGGUUCGAUGAUAGUCCGGAGUCCCCCGAGUUCCGAUCCUUUGCACGGUUUAUACGACCAGGACGAGCACGUCAUGGUCUUGACCGACUGGACACGUAUAUUUGGCGCCGAAGUCUUUGCCAUCGACGUGAACACGGGAAACUUGGUGAGACCGCACACGAUUCUAGUCAACGGCCUCGGCAGAUACCUACCGAUAAAGAGUGAAAAUGGCUCAGAGAUGCAUAUGCCCACAGCGGUUUUUAAAGUCGAGAAGGGUUUGAGAUACAGAUUCCGAAUAAUAAACGUCGGAGUACAAGAUUGCCCGAUGGAAAUGUCGUUCGAUAAUCACACUAUGCUCGUCGUCAGCUCCGACGGGAGAGAUAUCGUUCCGUUAGAAGUCGAUUCUCUGCGCAUUUUAUCUGGCGAACGCUACGACAUAAUUCUGUCAGCUAAGCAAAAAGUAGAAAACUAUUGGAUAAGAUUCCGAGGCAUGGAUGGCGCUUGUGACAUAACGAAAGCGCAUCAGGUCGCUGUGCUGCGGUACAAAGGUGCUCCCGAGGUAGAACCUGCCGCGAAAGUGGCUUACGAAAUACCCUCGAAGAAAAAUAUGAGGCAACUGAAUCCUUAUAAUAAGGGGACGGAGACACCCAGUGCUAUUAGUAUCCCUACUUUGAAUUCCGCGGAACCUGAUGAUGCCACAAGUAAGAGUCAACCGGACCAGCAAAUCUACAUCACCUACGAUUACCUAAACUUGGAUGAGAGAAAUCAUCGCCGGUGGCUCGAGAAUAUAGAUGUGCCGGCAGUGGAAUCAUUCAGGACUUUAUGGCAGCUGAACCACAUAACGUUUAAAUUCCCCAGCUUUCCUCUUUUAACGCAACCGGACAUGAUUCAGCCUGAUACGCUAUGCAAUUCUACCAGUGCAAAGAACUGCUUGAAAGAGUACUGCACGUGUACUCAUGUAAUAAAUGCAAAACUCAACAGCGUUGUGGAGUUGAUAAUCGUGGAUGAAGGUAGCAAAAUUUUUAAUCAUCCAGUGCACCUGCAUGGCUAUCACUUUCGCGUGAUCGCGAUGGAGAAGUUUAACGGUACGAUAACGUUGGAAAAAUUGAAAAAGAUGGAUAGAGAAGGCAAGAUACGCCGAAAGCUGCGUGGAGCUCCUCUGAAGGACACGGUGAUGGUGCCUAGUGGGGGCUACACGAUUCUCCGUUUUCAUGCAAACAAUCCUGGAUACUGGUUUUUCCAUUGCCAUUUUGAGAUGCAUGCAGACAUCGGUAUGGCCUUGAUUUUCAAGAUCGGCGAGCACGAAGAUUUUCGGAAGCCACCCGAAAACUUUCCUAAGUGCGGGAAAUACAAGCCGUAUUUCUAAGACUGCUCUACAUGAUUUCAUUGCGAUUAUACUUUGCCUUACGUGAGAGCGCGGACCGUCUCUUGACCGUGUAAAAUAGCACCUAUAGAGCGAGUUUCUGAAGCACAAAAGUGAAUAAUUGUUCAAGUCAAUAAAUAUUUCUAAAAAAUCAUUGGUAUAAAAAUACAUUUUUAUAAAAUAAAUAGAAAGUGUAUACAUUAAAUAGAAUAGAAUAGUGUUCUCCUAACACCGUAUAAUACCCACUAUACGUUUAAUUUGGCAUAAAAGCUCCAAUGAAAAUUUCAGAUAUAUCAAUUAUCCUAUGCACUAUUACGCUUAGAGAUUAUGCUUCAAUGAAAUUCAAGUGAAAUUUUGACCGGCAUCAUUCUAAUUUUAUACAUUAGAAACAUAAAUUUGAGAAAAAAUUGAAUAUACCGCAAUAAAAGACGUAUCCUCGCAUGCAACAACUAAUCGUAAAAGAGUCAAAGGCGGCUAAUAGCUAGUUAGUAUUAAUCUCAAUCGCGGUAAUCUCUUCACGAGUAACGAAUCCUACUAAUAUAUACCCGAAAAAAA